CGCUGUCUCCCCUGUUUUGUUAGAUCGGCACGAGACGUAGACCGACAACGUGUUCUUCUUUCGCUAAACGUUUUCUCCGUUUGCUUUCGCUUUCAAACAACGUUACCUCCUUCGUUUUUCAAGUUUGCAACUGUAAUUGCUUCGCUGUUCUCACAAGAUUUACUCAUUUUUGCUAUCGUUCUUCCUCAUUGUUAAUUUAUUCUGAAUAUCAGUGAUAUAAGUAAAUAUAAAGAGUAUAAGAAAAAAGAUACAAGUGACGUACCGUGAAGAAAAUGCAAGCCUAUAGUGAAGAUCCUGGUUUGCAAUGUGUGUCUCGCAUGAAACUAUUAAACGAGAAAAAUGAUCGUAAUACAAAGGUUUCUCUAUCACUUAGCGAACUUAUUAAUCGUUUACACGAUGCAUUCGCUACUGAUCACGUGAAUAUAGAUUACGUCAAGGACUUAAUGGCCUCUUAUAGGAGCAACCCUUUGGAAUGGAAGAAAUAUGCAAAGUUCGAUAGAUACAGGUAUACAAGGAAUUUGGUUGAUGAAGGAAAUGGAAGAUUUAAUCUAAUGGUACUUUGUUGGGGUGAAGGCCAUGGUUCAGCUAUACACGAUCAUGCCAACGCGCAUUGUGUUAUGAAAAUUCUUCAAGGCGAAUUGUGCGAGACGCGAUACGCGUGGCCUACGAAGUGUAAAAAUCAAACAGAAGAGCCGGAAGAACUCAAAGAGCUGGAGCGAAACACUGUCGGUUUGAAUGAAAUAUGUUACAUCAAUGAUUCUCUUGGACUUCAUCGAGUUGAAAAUCCGAGUACUGUGAAUCCCGCUGUUUCGUUACAUUUAUAUUCGCCACCGUUUUCAACAUGUUCCGUUUUUAAUAAGCAAACUGGGCAAAAAUCUACGAGUAAAGUCACAUUCUGGUCGAAAUUCGGAGAAAAACGGAACCGGGAAAUUCAAGACUCUAGGUGUCCCGAAGAUAAUUAAUGUAUCGAAGCUAAAAUUAAUGUUAAGAACUAAUUUUCCGAGAAGCUUGUCCAUAUUCUAUAAUUGUAAAAAAUGUACUUAAAUAUAUCUAUUUACGCUCAGAUAAAUAUGUGAAAUAAUAAAAGUUGUUACUGGCAAUCUAUAGACAUUAAAAUAAAUAAUUGUGUAUCAAUACUUAUUAUAG
This is a messenger RNA of Ceratina calcarata, 1146 nucleotides long. RefSeq names its product cysteine dioxygenase type 1. Bases 273 to 962 code for a protein of 229 amino acids. The record is from RefSeq and is a predicted model, not a curated record. The transcript has 5 exons. Lineage: Eukaryota; Metazoa; Arthropoda; Insecta; Hymenoptera; Apidae. Gene Ontology annotation, molecular function: cysteine dioxygenase activity; ferrous iron binding. Gene Ontology annotation, biological process: L-cysteine catabolic process.